Messenger RNA from Mesoplodon densirostris (Blainville's beaked whale), 3769 nucleotides. It is a transcript of the gene MAP2K7, whose product is annotated as mitogen-activated protein kinase kinase 7. Gene Ontology annotation, molecular function: ATP binding; protein kinase activity. Gene Ontology annotation, biological process: protein phosphorylation. NCBI's taxonomy places the organism in Eukaryota, Metazoa, Chordata, Mammalia, Artiodactyla, Ziphiidae. The record is from RefSeq and is a predicted model, not a curated record. The transcript has 10 exons. Bases 305 to 1681 code for a protein of 458 amino acids.
CGGAACGAUGAGUGGGUUUCCACACAGCGCCUCUUGCCGGAGCUCUCGGGAACUCACGCAUUCGCCUCACACUGAGAGGAUUCGCACGUUGCCAGCAGCGAGCUCUAGGCGGCGUCAUCCCUCCGGCCGGGACGAAGCACGCACGCGCGGAAGUUCGCACGCGGGAAGGGCGGGUGUGUACCGUGAGCAUGCGCCCUGCUGAGAGAGACGGCGGCUCGGCGGGGUCAUCCGAGCGCAGGCGCAGUGCGGUGUUUGUCUGCGGGACUGACGGGCGGCCGGGCGGUGCGCGGCGGCGGCGGGGAAGAUGGCGGCGUCCUCCCUGGAGCAGAAGCUGUCCCGCCUGGAAGCAAAGCUGAAGCAGGAGAACCGCGAGGCCCGGCGGAGGAUCGACCUCAACCUGGAUAUCAGCCCCCAGCGGCCCAGGCCCACCCUGCAGCUCCCACUGGCCAAUGAUGGGGGCAGCCGCUCACCGUCCUCCGAGAGCUCCCCGCAGCACCCCACGCCCCCCGCCCGGCCCCGCCACAUGCUGGGGCUCCCGUCAACCUUGUUCACACCCCGCAGCAUGGAGAGCAUCGAGAUUGACCAGAAGCUGCAGGAGAUCAUGAAGCAGACGGGCUACCUGACCAUUGGGGGCCAGGUACCGCCCUUCCCUCGGCCCCCCCCAGGGAGGGUGGGCAGGACGCAGCUGGUAGGUCUGGGCUGGGGGUGGAGGGCAGAAGCCCGGUGGACCCCCAGCCCUGGCUCUCCUCGCCAGCGCUACCAGGCGGAAAUCAACGACCUGGAGAACCUGGGGGAGAUGGGCAGCGGCACCUGUGGCCAGGUGUGGAAGAUGCGUUUCCGGAAGACGGGGCACGUCAUCGCUGUCAAGCAAAUGCGGCGCUCGGGGAACAAGGAGGAGAACAAGCGGAUCCUCAUGGACCUGGACGUGGUGCUCAAGAGCCACGACUGCCCCUACAUCGUGCAGUGCUUCGGGACCUUCAUCACCAACACGGACGUCUUCAUUGCCAUGGAGCUCAUGGGCACGUGCGCCGAGAAGCUCAAGAAGCGGAUGCAGGGCCCUAUCCCUGAGCGGAUCCUGGGCAAGAUGACAGUGGCGAUCGUGAAGGCACUCUACUACCUGAAGGAGAAGCACGGCGUGAUCCACCGGGACGUCAAGCCCUCCAACAUCCUGCUGGAUGAGCGGGGCCAGAUCAAGCUCUGCGACUUCGGCAUCAGCGGCCGCCUCGUUGACUCCAAAGCCAAAACGCGGAGCGCAGGUUGCGCUGCCUACAUGGCACCUGAGCGCAUCGAUCCCCCAGACCCCACCAAGCCCGACUACGACAUCCGGGCCGAUGUGUGGAGCCUGGGCAUCUCCUUGGUGGAGCUGGCGACGGGACAGUUUCCCUACAAGAACUGCAAGACGGACUUUGAGGUCCUCACCAAAGUCCUACAGGAAGAGCCCCCGCUCCUGCCCGGUCACAUGGGCUUCUCGGGGGACUUUCAGUCCUUCGUCAAAGACUGCCUUACUAAAGAUCACAGGAAGAGACCAAAGUAUAAUAAGCUACUUGAACACAGCUUCAUCAAGCGCUACGAGACGCUGGAGGUGGACGUGGCGUCCUGGUUCAAGGAUGUCAUGGCGAAGACCGAGUCGCCGCGGGCGAGCGGGGUCCUGAGCCAGCACCACCUGCCCUUCUUCAGGUAGCCGCACAGCCCACUGGGGGCCGGAGGCGUGGCCACCGGCCUCCCCUUCCCCACCCGGCCACCCAGCUGCCCGCCAGGGGAGCCCUGGGACCUGGACGGCCGCCGAGGGCUGAGGACAGAAAGUAGGGGGCGCCGACCCACCCCUGACUCCCUGCCCACCAGCCGUGGACAGAUGGGCCCGCCAGGCCCCAGCCCUUCCCGUCCCAGGAUCAGCCGGCUGUGCGCAUCCCCCCCGACAGACACUGUGAACGGAAGACAGCAGGCCGCGAGCAGACUCGCUAUUUAUUCAGUUGUAACCUCUGGGCUGGGGCGGCCCCCGGGGGCCGGGAGAGAGCCGCCCGUCCUGUCCCCGCCCCUCCACACCGCGCUGUCCCGCUGCCGCCUCGCACGCACAUGCACCCUGGCUCCGUCUCCCUCUCUGUCCCCUCCCUCUCUACCUCUCUGGCUUUCCCUGUCUCCCUCCCUGCCUCUGCCUCUCUCCUGGCCCAGGCCCUGCCACCCCCGGCGGCACCCCUGGGUCCGUUUAGGUCUCUGGCAAGCCAUGAGUCAGUUGGCUGGCGUCCUCGCCCUGGGCAGGCAGGCUGGACGUUGUGACUGCAGCCAGACCCGGGCUGGUCUCUCUCUCUUUCUCUUUUUGAUCUCAGGGGGUCCUUUUUGGAGUUUAUCGUAUUUUAUUGUACUUGGUGGGGUGUUUGGGGGGUGGGGGGAGGAGAAGAGCUUGUUCUCAUGGGGUUUGUCGGUACCUUCAGAAACUUUUACCAAAGUCAUGUUUAGCUGCUUGUGGCAGCCCCCCCCCCGAUGGCCCAUGGGCGCUGGGGGGCUGGGGGCCGAGCCGUGGGGGCCUGGGCCACCCCGCCAGGGAGAGACUAGUCCCAAAGGUGGGCUCUCUGGGGGCGGGGUGCUGCUCCCUCGGGGCUGGAGACUGGCCACAGCUUGUAGGGGUGAGUUGAGGACCUCGGGGGGUGUGGAGGGAGCCCAAGGGGCCGUGGCCACACAGGGUGGCCUUCAGGGAAGGCAGGCGUGGGGCAUGGUGGAGGGCAGCAGGUGCCGGUGAGGCAGAGGCAGAGGAGGGAAUGGGUGACAGGAGCGGGGCCCAUGGGGCCUGGGGAGGCAGGGAUUGAGGGCACGUGGAGUGGACGUGGGGGUCUGAGGAUGUGUGACAGGGACAGAGGUGGGGCAGGCCGAGGGCUGGGGGUGUGGAGGCAGUCACGCCCUCGUAGUGGCCCUGAGCACCCCUCGACUCACCCAGAGCUGGCCAGUCCCCAGCCCACGCUGAGGCCCCGGCCCCGACAUCCCCGGGGCCCUGGGGAGCAGCCAGAGCAGGAGGGGGUGUGUUUCCUUUUUGUUGGUGAUGCAUGCAAAUCAAGUGGACAACGAAAUAACAGAACAAAAAAAAAAAAAGAAAAAAGAAAAAAAAACUCCAGAAAAACCACAAAAAGCAACCAACACCAAAGGUGAGGAAGUUCGCUGGAUGUAGCUGAAGCAAUCUAGACUAGGCAUCACUGUACCCUCCAUCUAUCUCACUGACUGUAGUUACUAGGAUAGUCACAAAACGCCGCAUGUUUUAAAAAGUACUCGAAGUCAUCUUUUCUCUGUCCCCCCUCUGGGGGGUGGCCACCUUCUCUCGCUCCAAUCCCCUUUGUGAGGGGAGUGGGGCAGGGUGCGGGGCCAGUAGGCCUGGCCCCCGCCCUCCCUCAUGGGCCCCAGCCACAGGGGCCUUUGUGGGUAGCCGGGAAGGUCGCGUGGCUGGCCCCAAGGGCCAGCUGCCUGAGUUUAUUUUUAUUUAACUUUCUGUUCUGUGAGUGUGUGUCGGCCCGUUCCCCCUCCCCGCCUUCAGUGUUAAAUGGGAGCCUCUCCUUCCCCCCUGCCUUUCCCAUGUCUCCCCCCCCACCCCGCCAGUCACCAGUCACCAGCCAUCCCUCUCCAUCAGGCAGAGGGUGAAGUGGGCAGGUGGGGCCUGGGGCGGCCUGGGCCCAGCCCAUGGUCCACAGCCCCUUCUCAGGCCGCCAGUACUGCCCCAUCCCUUUUUAAAACGAAACGCCCUCGUUUGUAAAUCCUUAGACGCUUGAGAAUAAAACCCCUCCCUUUU